This is a messenger RNA of Penaeus indicus, 1307 nucleotides long. RefSeq lists its product as uncharacterized. The record is from RefSeq and is a predicted model, not a curated record. Bases 66 to 662 code for a protein of 198 amino acids. The transcript has 4 exons. Lineage: Eukaryota; Metazoa; Arthropoda; Malacostraca; Decapoda; Penaeidae.
AGUCCCUCUAAGCUAGUCCUGUCUAAAAGCGUCGGUGUGCGCUGCCGUAGAAGAAAUAUAUAGUCAUGAGUCCAGUGUGGUUAACCCUACUGCUGGUAGGCACUGCCUCCGUCACGCAAGCCAUAGAAGCAGAGUCAGACCCCCUGCAGGAGCUGGACUCAAGGACCUUCAACACGACCUCCAUCGCCAUCGGCACGGUAGACCCCUUCAGCCAGCUCCUCCUCGGCCUCGGCAACAUCGGCGGUUUCUUCAACAACCUUAACCUCAACCUCACUGCCCCCGUGGACCUCUCCGCCGCCCUCGGAGGCACUGCCGCUGGCCUGGGAGGUGCCGCUGCCGGUCUCGGAGCUCUCGGAACCGCCUUCGCCGCCUUGUCCAGUAUCAAGGCCGCCUUCUUCAGCCUCCUCGUCAAGCCCCUGGAAAUCGCUAACUUCGUCCUCGCCAUCAUCGCCCUCGCUAUGCUCGGCAUCUACUUCGUCAGCGGCGAGGGUGACCUCAAGACCCUGAUCGGCACUGACGUCACAGGCUUCCUGCGCAGGGAGAGCGACGACGUGUACGACUCCUACAGCGGCUACGUGAACCAGGCCCGCGCCCUGUGGGACACCUCCGCCGUGCAGAGCCUCACGAGCCUUGUCCUCGAUGCUAUCACCAAGUACGACUAGAUAGCACCAUUUCUCCCGCAGGAAAUGCCGCUAGCGUGACGUCAUGUUACAAAAAGGCGAUGUCUCAGAACUACGCAUUUCCUUUGUUAUUUAUUUGUUAUUUAUUUCAUUCAUUAUUAUUGUUACGAUCCGCUUGAGGGCCGGGCUGGACCUUGGCCUCAGCGGACGAACACAGUCCAUUAAACGACCACGACCACGACCUUUGACUUGCACAUGGGUGUCCUUGCGACCUCACAACCAACGUGCCACUGCCAGACACCACGACCCGAGCCUCGACGACCGUGUCAGCGAGACUCAUGACAGCCCCUGACACCAAUGACCCCGACCCCAACGACUCGCUCAUGGUGAUGCUCUCUCUAAUGGCAUUCAUCCCUCCUUGACAGCUGACGUACCUGAACCUCGGUAUAAGAGAUGCUUUAAUGUUCAAGCUUGUCUAUGUACAUAAUUUGUAUAGUAAGAUACACAUGCCAAUACACUCUUAUACAACCACACAGCCUGGACACAAGAAGCCGACGGACUACCAUACAAAACAGGCUGGACAACUGACUUAGUCACGUGACCUCAAACUGACUAAACGUUUGUCACUUGUAAUUUUGUACUUAUUAUAUUUUUAUAUGUAACAAUUUAACAUAAUAAAUAUUUAUA